UCUUCGUCCCGUCAGCUCGCGAGUCGAACAGCAAUCUGUUUUCGCCUGAACUUUUUUUUUCUAUUAUUGGAGGGUAUCAUCGGUAGCAAAUCCUGAUCGGAACACCGGAACCACCACCUAACAACCAGAGAGUGCUCGCGGCGGUCCUCACAACAUGGAAGCGCUGGUCGAGAACGCGGCCAGCCCGGCGGCGCGAUUCUACUGCCACUCUUGCUCGGUGGAAAUCGAUCGUGUUUCGUCGGAUUUCACCUGUCCACACUGCUCGCAAGGUUUCAUCGAGGAGCUACCGGCGGUUAACAAUCCGCCCUCGCCACCGCCGGUUCCGCCCGAGCAGGAUUCGAACGAUUUUAUCAAUCCACAGGCAAUAAGACUAGCUAGCGAGAUCUUUAGCAACAGUAUUCUGUCGCCGUUGCUGCUUUCGACCAGUGGUCCACGGGACUCGGAUUCGGACGGGGCCGUUUCGUUGGGCGAUGUCGUGGGAGGAGAUGCGGGCGGUGGAGGUCCUACGGCGGUGCGGGUUCUGGGCCGGCACCGCAAUCGUGGCCGUCGUGGCAUUCAGAACGUCAACAACUUGGACAAUAUUCUGCGCGAGAUACUGAUAUCGGUAGCGGACGGCGCAAACGGUGGUGUUGGAGGGACGCCAAUGUUCUUCAUGGGAAAUCCGGCGGACUACGCGUGGGGCCGGGAGGGACUGGACACGAUCGUGACACAGCUGCUCAACCAAAUGGACAACACCGGUCCGCCACCGCUGGAGAAGGAGAAGAUUGCCGAAAUUCCCAAGGUCACGAUCAGCGCCGAACAGGUCGACAUGAAGCUGCAGUGUUCCGUGUGCUGGGAGGACUUCCAGAUCGACGAAGUGGUCCGGAAGCUGACCUGUGCGCACGUUUACCACGAGACUUGCAUCAUCCCCUGGCUGGAGCUGCACGGAACGUGCCCAAUCUGCCGCAAGAGUCUGGCCCCGGAGCAGCAACCGGACGAGCAGCGAGGACUGGCCGCCGCUGCCAACGCCGUGGCCAACACGCUGAGAUCUCUUCACUCCGAUGCGUUCCCCGGCGCCGGCGCGAGCCAGUCGUCCUCGUCGUCCGUGGACGAGGGUGGCCCCUCCACGUCUAGUCUACACAUUGAUUUCAGAGAGCCACUGCUUUCGUUUACAGCGCGUGCGGCGGCCGGCGAUUCCAACGGUCCGACGCCGGCCGGCUCGACUUCCGGUGGCGGGACGGCGUCGUCCAGCAGUAAUAGCGGAACGGGAGGUGGCGGAGCUGCGGGAUCGUCAAACAGCAGGUAUCGGGAUGACGAUGGCAACAUCGAUUACGAGUUUGACUAGGGAUCCGGAUUCGGCACGAAGCUGUGUGUGUGCGCGCGCUUGUGAGUAAACCAAAAAAAAAAAACAUUUAAUUCCUUUUGAUUUUAUUCUUUAACUUUGCAUCGGAUUGAAACGUAUCUGCCCACACACUCUAUUUGAAGUUGUUUUGUUGUUUUAUUUAAUCGUGCCUAUUCUGUUUCAACAUUCAACUAGGAAAUCUAAAAAUAAAUCAACACCGAAAUGCCGCUUCUCACGAUUGUCACGAUUAGUUCUUUAUCAUCUGAGUUGAACCGCAACAAGAAGAAAAAAAGCUUGCACCCAACACAAUUCUUUGAUUAUUCCACACACACGAUGGCUGGUCUAUCCUUAAGAACUGUGCUAUAGUAGAAUAUUGCAGAGGAAAAGUAAGUAAUUAAAACUAAACUAUGUACUAAGAAUAAGUGAAAUGUGCGCAUAUGAGAAAGAAAAAACCCCUAAAUUUUCAGAUAUUAAACUAUUGACAAACAACAAAACAAUAGUCACCAGAAACAAAUCUUCUAAAUAUUGCUUUUAUUAUUGUGUAACAUUCGCUAAAUAUUCCCACAUUUUGAUUUAUUAACCUUCGACCGCGAUUCAACCGAACUAUUAUUUUUUAUCUGUGGGAAUCCGUGCUUUUGAGAAGAAAACAAACAAAUAUCCCAAAUUUGGCAAAGAAAAGAGGAAGCAAAAAUAUUGAUAAGCAAAAAAAAAAAAGCAUGCGACGAGUGAUGGUGAGUGCAAGCAAAGUCAGCUACAAAAGAAGCAAGAAAUGAUAACGCAUAUUUUUAUGGUUAAGUACUACAACACGUGACUAAACAAACAAACAAACAAACACACCUUUGAGGAUGGUAUAAGAAAGAAGGAAGAAAAAAAUACAAACUUGCAAAGAUAGGAAACUAAUAAAUAAGAUAAAAAGUUUUGGAGGGAACCAA
Molecule: messenger RNA, 2253 nt
Organism: Culex quinquefasciatus (southern house mosquito)
Lineage: Eukaryota; Metazoa; Arthropoda; Insecta; Diptera; Culicidae
Gene: Iru
Product: E3 ubiquitin-protein ligase Iruka
Exons: 4
Coding region: 155-1324 (389 amino acids)
Biological process (GO): ubiquitin-dependent protein catabolic process; positive regulation of DNA-templated transcription; protein ubiquitination
Cellular component (GO): nucleoplasm; cytoplasm
Molecular function (GO): ubiquitin protein ligase activity
Source: RefSeq, a predicted model, not a curated record